Lathyrus sativus (Indian pea) is the source of this 1011-nucleotide messenger RNA. Lineage: Eukaryota; Viridiplantae; Streptophyta; Magnoliopsida; Fabales; Fabaceae. The record is from the annotation of a GenBank genome assembly.
AUGGAGCCAUGCGCGAAAGAAGGUGUUAAUUCCGCAGAAGAUGUUGCUAAUAAGGAUAACUCGGUUUCUGUUAUUAUUUCCAACCCGGAAGUUCUUGAUUGCUGCAACUGUUUUCAACACUUAACUAUUCCAGUCUUUCAGUGUGAUAAUGGACAUUUUGUUUGCUCUACCUGCUGUUCUAAACUUUGCGAGUGUCCCAAAUGCUCAUUGUGCAUUAGCUCAAAACGCUGUAAAGGUAUUGAGAAUAUUCUGCAAUUUACCCUAAUGUCAUGUCCGAAUGAAAAAUAUGGUUGCACGGAGAAAAUAAGUUUUGGUGGAAAGAGAAAGCAUGAAGAAGAAUGCAUCUAUGCACCUUGUUACUGUCCACUUCCAGAUUGUGACUUUGUUGCAUUAUCAGAAUUGUUUUCCAACCAUUUCAGCCAUAGACAUGGGGAUUCACUUAUUAAAUUUUCUUAUGGUCGCUCUUUCAUUGUAUCCUUGAAGUCUAAUGAUAAAACCAUUGUUCUUCAAGAGAAAAAUGAUAACAAAAUAUUUAUUCUCAAUAAUAGUACUAUGCUUUUGGGAAAUUCAGUCAAUAUUAGCUGCAUUGGUCCUAACUCUUCUGAGGCUGAGUAUGGUUGCUCUAUAUUGGCUGGAUCCAAGAAAUGCAGUCUAAAAUUGUAUUAUUUUCCGAAGAACGUCCAUCGGGUUACUUUAGCAAGUCAUUCAUCAGAGCUACUUGUGAUUCCAUCUUGUUAUUUUGGUUCAUCUAAAUUUGUGAAGCUAGAAAUUUGCAUAACCAUUUUGUUGGCAAUUGUUAUGCAGUAUCUGACUGGAAAGACGACGCUUCUGAAGGUUGAGAGUUCUGACACGAUAGCCAGUGUGAAGGAGAUUCUGAUGGGCAUGGAAGGCGUACCAGUGGACCAGCAACAACUGAUCUAUGGUAGUAAGCAUCUAGAUGACAACUGGACCAUUGCAGAUUACGGCAUCCAAGAUAAUUCAACUCUCCACAUCGUCCUUCUCCGUCGAUGA